This is a messenger RNA of Frankliniella occidentalis (western flower thrips), 1617 nucleotides long. Its product is annotated as myrosinase 1. Gene Ontology annotation, molecular function: beta-glucosidase activity. The record is from RefSeq and is a predicted model, not a curated record. The transcript has 11 exons. Gene Ontology annotation, biological process: carbohydrate metabolic process. NCBI's taxonomy places the organism in Eukaryota, Metazoa, Arthropoda, Insecta, Thysanoptera, Thripidae. The coding region runs from base 8 to 1582 and encodes 524 amino acids.
AAACACCAUGUUUUAUUCAUAUGUCUUCACUGCAUGGGUGAUGGCUGUGGCCAUGGCUCAGGGAGGCAUCAUGCCACAUCAGGAAGACCCUUACACCGUGCCAAAACAACUGCUGAUAGGUGCUGGCGUGUCCGCUUUGCAGACAGAAGGGGCAUGGAACUCAUACGGGAAAGCUGAAAGCGCAGCAGACCACGUUUUGCACCUCGGCAAGCUUGGUAUGAAAAAUCCUCACGCGCAUGACGUGGCGGCUGACUCAUAUCACAAAUUCCGAGAGGACAUACGAAUGGCUGCACUUUUAAAGCUCAAGCUGUAUCGUUUCUCCUUCUCAUGGUCACGGCUCCUACCCAAAGCUGACGUUUCGGAACCUAACACAGAAGGUGUUAAGUUCUACCACGAGUUCAUCGACGAGAUCUUGCGCUACAACAUGACGCCAUUGGCUACGUUGUAUCAUUUCGACCAUCCACAACUACUUGAGACGAUGUUCAAAGGAUUUCAAGGGGAAGAAAUUGUAUCAUAUUUCACGGAGUACUCUCGAUUUGUAUUUGAAGAAUAUGGCUCAAAGGUUCAACUGUGGACUACUAUCAACGAGCCAAAUGUAUACUGCACGUACUUUCCACAUUUGUUUCUGACUUCCGGCCUAUACUCUCCUGAGGAUAUAGACCCGUACAAAUGCACGCGCCACACAAUCUUGGCCCAUGCGCAUGCAUAUCGCGAGUUCAAGACAGUUGGUCAUAAAGGUAUGCUCGGCUUCACGGCUACACUAGUCCAUGGCCGGCCAGCGUCCAACAGCCCAGAGGAUGUCUAUGCAGCGGACGUAUACAACCUUGCUCAAGCUGGGACUGUUCUUCACCCCGUUCGCUUCGGAGACUAUCCACAGCCUGUUAAAGAUGUCUUUGGAAGCAAGCUGCAACCAUUUUCCGAGGAAGAAAAACGACUGAUUAAUGGUACCGCGGAUUUCUUCGGUUUUAACGUCUAUUUUUCAAUGUCGGACAUAUCGUGGAAGGACCCCGAUGCCAACAGCACAAUAAAACCAAGUCAAAUGCUAGCAGGAUUGCUGGACCAACUAAAAUUUGUGUCCGUCGCAGAUACUAAAACUGAGCAAACCUCAGAAGCACUCUACUCGACGAUCUACCCUGAAACUAUUCGUGAUGCUGUUCUCUGGGCGUGGAACACUUAUAAGCUGCCCAUCAUUAUAACAGAGAACGGUCUCGGGGAUUAUCAUCUUGGAAAAGCAGACGGACUGAGAGCGGCCUAUUACAGUGCUUUUCUAAGGACUCUUGUGAAAACUAUGAAGGAAUUUAAAAUUAACGUCAUAGCGUACUGCGCCUGGAGCUUAAUAGACAACUUUGAGUGGACAGCUGAAUUCAGCCGACGGUUCGGGCUUGUCCAUAUCGAUUUUGACGACAAGAAUCUGACUCGCAGCCUGAAGGACUCAUCCUCAUUUUGGAUACAGAUGGCCGACUCUGGUGUAGUACCGUAUGUUGAAGUACCCACGUCCGCUGCAGGCAGCACUGGAAUGCACUCAUCCGUUAUCAUAACAGUUCUGAUAUUAUCAAGUGUAUUAUCGUCUUUGAAUAAAUAAAUAAUAAAAAAUAAAAUAAAAAAGGAAUCAAAGGA